This is a messenger RNA of Tupaia belangeri chinensis (Chinese tree shrew), 2560 nucleotides long. It is a transcript of the gene SLC39A8, whose product is annotated as solute carrier family 39 member 8. Gene Ontology annotation, cellular component: plasma membrane. Gene Ontology annotation, biological process: intracellular monoatomic cation homeostasis; zinc ion import across plasma membrane. The record is from RefSeq and is a predicted model, not a curated record. Lineage: Eukaryota; Metazoa; Chordata; Mammalia; Scandentia; Tupaiidae. Gene Ontology annotation, molecular function: monoatomic cation:bicarbonate symporter activity; zinc ion transmembrane transporter activity.
CCCGGCCAGCUGCACUUCAACCAGUGUCUAUCUGCUGAAGAGAUCUUCUCCCUUCAUGGCUUUUCCAAUGCCACCCAGAUUACCAGCUCCAACUUCUCUGCCAUCUGUCCAGCAGUCUUACAGCAACUGAACUUUCACCCUUGUGAGGAUCGGCCCAAGCAAAAAAGCAAGCCAAGUCUUUCGGAAGUUUGGGGAUAUGGAUUCCUGUCAGUGACAAUUAUUAAUCUGGCAUCUCUCCUUGGAUUGAUUUUGACUCCGUUGAUAAAGAAAUCUUAUUUCCCGAAGAUUUUGACCUAUUUUGUGGGGCUGGCAAUUGGGACCCUUUUUUCAAAUGCCAUUUUCCAACUUAUUCCAGAGGCAUUUGGAUUUAAUCCCAAAAUUGACAACUAUGUUGAGAAGGCAGUUGCUGUGUUUGGAGGAUUUUAUAUACUUUUCUUUUUUGAAAGAAUGCUUAAGAUGUUAUUGAAGACCUAUGGGCAGAAUGAUCAUACCCACUUUAGAAAUGAUGACUUUGGUCCUCAAGAAAAAGCGCCUCAACCCAAGACUGUGCCCGCUGUCAAUGGUGUGACGUGCUAUGCAAACCCAGCUGUCUCCGAGCCUAAUGGACACAUCCACUUUGAUAAUGUCAGCGUGGUGUCUCUACAGGAUGGGAAGAGGGAGCCCAGCUCAUGCGCCUGUCUGAAGGGGCCCAAGCUGUCUGAUAUAGGGACUAUUGCCUGGAUGAUAACGCUCAGCGACGCCCUGCACAACUUCAUCGACGGGCUGGCGAUCGGGGCCUCCUGCACGCUGUCCCUGCUGCAGGGCCUCAGCACAUCCAUCGCCAUCCUGUGCGAGGAGUUCCCCCACGAGCUAGGGGACUUCGUGAUCCUCCUCAAUGCCGGGAUGAGCACCCGGCAAGCCUUGCUGUUCAACUUCCUUUCGGCCUGCUCCUGCUACCUUGGGCUGGCUUUCGGCAUUUUGGUGGGCAACAACUUUGCUCCGAACAUCAUAUUUGCACUCGCCGGAGGCAUGUUUCUCUACAUCUCUCUGGCAGAUAUGUUUCCAGAGAUGAACGACAUGCUGAGAGAAAAGGUAACCGGGAGGAAGACCGAUUUCACCUUCUUCCUGAUCCAGAAUGCCGGGAUGCUCACCGGGUUCACAGCCAUCCUGCUCAUCACCUUGUACGCGGGAGAGAUCGAACUGGAGUAAGGGGAGCUGCACGGGCUGUGGUAGUGGAUGCAUUUAACAGACACGUCUGCAGAGAGAUUUGCAAGCUGGUCCUCUGGAGUUAAAAGAUAAUUUUGUUUUCAACUGGAGGUCAAGAAAACUGAUGACUGGUCUCAGAUCUGCGAACUAAGCCAUUAUUUGUUGUUGAAAAUGCUUCCGGGGUCUUUGGUUCCAUUCCGAUAUGCCUGGUACAUGAGAUCGUUGGUUAAUACCCAUUUUGUGAUGUUUUUUAUGCCUAUUAGAAAAUCACAAAGUAAGAAACUUGCUUUCUAUAAUCACAUAGAUAGCUAGAUCCACAGAAAAAUACAAGUUAGGGUGUAUAAACUUUUACAACUUUAUGAUAGGAUCAAAGAUUCAAGUAGUUUCAGAGUGGUUUUCUUUUAAUUAACUUGUUCUGGGGUUUUCAAGAGCAAGAACAUCAAAAUGUGGAAAUCAAAAUGUGCACAACACCCAUAUAAAUGAUCCCAAGGCCCCAUGAACCCAGAAAGGGAAGAGUGUGUGCAGCUUGCGUUCUGUUUGCUGCUUCAUUUAGGAACUUGUGGGGUUGUUCUGAAAACCAUUACAGAAGAAUUUUGAAUUAGGAAGUAAAUUAAGUUUUGCUAGCCCUGCUUAGCUUGGGCCGAGAUUCCAGAUUCCGUAAAAAGCCAGAAUUUCUUUUCCUUUUUUUUUUUUUUUUGUGACUUGGGUUCUGGCUGUACCUCUUACAAAGGGCAGAGCAGCACGGAGAGCUGGUGCCGACUGGGUUCCAGGGAACCACGUGUUGACUUUGCGAAGAGGAAGAGUCUAUGGGUGUAGAGAAAGACCUCGAAUGGCCUUUUGAGCAAUUUGUUUUUAUAGAGGAACAUAAUGACUUAGCAGAGAAUAUUUUACUGACUGCAAAACAACAGCUUGACCACUGGACAUGAAGAACUGAGGAACUAGAAACAUACUUCCCUUACGGGUGAAGGCAAUUCAUUCAAAAAACUUCUCUCGGCUCGCUCUGCAUUUUCCCAUGUGGUGUAUUUUGGGGAACAGAGUAGCACAUUGUGGUUAUCUUUCUACCUUUAUAAGAGAUGACGUCUGUUUACGCCUUUAGUAGACACAGAAAAUUGGUCUAAAUUGAACGUCCCAACCCCAGUGACACUCCCAAGUCACUUCAGGAAAGAUCAUUUGACCAUGAGGAAAAUGAUCGCUACAAGCCGAUAAUGCUCUCAGGAAUUACGUUUUCCCACAGGCCAUAACAUAUUUUCACAUAGCAAUAGUGUGGAUUUGACAGAUAUUUAACAUGUAUGUUAAUGUAUGUUUCACUUUGUGACUGACAAUGAAAAAAAAAAUGAUUGUUGGACCAAAGAGUAAACACUUUUGAAGCCAUGGA